GCAGUAGUAAGCUUGUGUACAUAUAGAACAUAGCCUAUUUUGAAUAAGAAAGAUAUUUUCAGGACGUGAUAAAUGACCGCAGGAGUAGUGUCGGUUACUGGAACCAGAAUUCAUCAGGACUGUUGACGUUACACUAAUAUUGCAAAGCUAUCGAAAGAGCUGGUAGAUUCCGAAAUCGUUUGCCGAUAUACAUAUAAAAGAGAGACCAUAUAUUUAUAUAUAUAGUAGUGCAUCAAGAAUUGAACAUUGUGAAUUCUCACCACGGAUAGAGAUACAACAAUAUAAAGGUGUUUUUGAGCAAAGACUGGCAACUGAGGUGGCAUAUAGCCAAAUCAGGGUGUUCAUAUUUUCCGCAAGGUCAUAAGUGCUGUUUUUCUGCAUGGGAGAAAAUUUUUUUAACGAAUUUACGAGGCGCAUAUACUCUUGUAACUUAAGUUCAAGAUAACAACCACAAGAGAAGGAGAUCGCCAGUCAUAAUGCAUUAAAACCGUCGCUAUACUUUCGACUCGCAAAUUAUUAUUAUCAAACCAGUGAAAUAGAAAGUUGGUUACCUUUGGAACGAAGCGUCAAUAGAAGAAUCCUUGAAAGAUAGGCCUAACAAGAAUCUACCAGACUUGUGUGUUGCUGUAUUUCUCAGGAUAAUACUGAAAUAAAAAAAGGUAAAGUUAAAGUAACCGUAGAUCCCAAGCAUAAGGCAAUAUGAAAGCUUCGUCGUACACACGACAUUUUGCAAGACGAUAGAAAAACAAAUAAUUGUUAUAUAUGUCGGAAUCAUUUGGAAGACGAUUAGAAGUCGUAAAAGAGUUUUUUUAAAAUAUAUUAUGCAACGAAUUUUGCAUAUCGUACAGUGCGAUAAUCGUACAAACUUUAAUGAAAGUAAGCCGUAUAUUGCAACCUCUAAAAUACUAAUUUAAUAUGUGUUAAACUUAAACCUGUAAUUAUAUUGCACAGUGUAAAUUCGGUCCCUAUAUAUCAAGAAUUUCAUGCAUAUAUACUUGGAUUCAAAAUGUGAUUUUCUCCAAAUUUGUAUAUGUCCAUUACGCUACAAUUUACGCCGGCUGAAAUAAUCGCUAAUUGAAUUUGAAUCAUAGUUUUGCAUGUAAAUUACGUUUUUGUUAAUUUCAAAAGCUAAAUACAUUCGUGGGUAUGGAGUAAUAAUUUUAUAUUAAUGACCUGAUCCUGUCGCGUUGCUUUUAAUUACAUACGAUGCACCGAAACAAGCAAAUUGUUUGGAUAAAACCGCGACAAAGGAAUAUGCUUGCAGGAAAUUAAGUCUGUUGACUUUAGAUUCUGGAGACAAGCUCUCAGAGAUAUAUCCCCGUUUAUUCAACCCAGAAAAUCAAUGUGAAAUAUACUACUACAGCGAAUGACGAAAUAAACACCAACUGUUUUGAAAAAAAAGCAUCGUAGGUCGAAGCGUCAAGACGCCGGUUUUUUUUAUCUAUCGUACGCAGUUGUUUUGCCGGCAAUAAAAUACACAAUGUAUUUUUAUCGUCGUGGUAUCUCACCGUUUUCAAAUUCAUAUUCCUCAUAAUCUCUUUGAUAGAAACUUAAAGAGGAGCUUUUGGUCAAUAUCAAUUCUGGUAUUUUGACUACACACGCGAACAUGCGGUAUUUUUGAGUAAAUUAUUGAUGCAAAAUCGCGGUGGAAAUAGUUUCAACGACUAUCAUGCGUAAUGUUGGUAAAAGCAUCCAAUUUCCUCGCAACUUUGGCGCUUCUCUUAACCAGCCUGCCCGCGCGUGGUAAACACCUGGAUGAAACCUGCAAUGAAGGUGGACAACUCACCAUAAUGUAUUGGCAACACUGUCCGUAUAUCAUGAGCUUACCAUCUGGCCAAGUCUCAGGAAUAUUUCCAAACCUCCUCGGCAGUAUUGUGAAGCAAUGUUGCCAUAGUGAUGUGCACAUGGUGUACCAGCAAACAAAAGGAUCUUCGGACUUCUAUGCUGCAAUUAAAAGAGUAAGGAUGACAAAAGAGAGCGUUGAAGAACAAAGCUCUCAACCUCAGUUCGACAUAGCACUGCCCCUUCAUACAUCGAAAUAUGGAAAAUCCUUGUUUGAGACAUUACCAUUCAUCGCUGUGGCCGAAUCACUGGGAAUAGCCGUGUUGAAACACAGCAAUGUCUCUAGUGCGAAACUAAUGAUGUCCUUGGUUCAAGCUUGGCCUGUGUUGCUGUUUAUCAUACUAGCAGCAUGUAUCGCUGGUGUAAUGAUGUGGUUUGUGGAAAGACAUUCCAAUUCGAAACAGUUCUCAGCCUCGUUUUUUAGCGGAGCAUUUGAUGGAUUUUGGUGGGCGUUUAUCAGCAUGACAUCUGUGGGAUACGGAGAUAAAUAUCCCAAAUCAGUAAUCGGGAAACUGCUGGGAGCAUGUUGGAUCGUAACUGGAAUGCUAUUUGUGACAAUGUUUCUUGGAAUCCUGACCUCAACACUCAUGACUUUGCUCAUGGAAGGAACGUUUGAUAUCCAGCACAAAAAGAUCACCGUUGUUGAUCGAAGCGAAGCACAUUGGUUGGGAAUCGAACAUCACGCAACGAUCAAGGUUGUAAAGAAACAAAAAGACCUCUACCUUCCUUUGAUCGAGUACAAGGUUGACGCAGCUUUAGUGGACAUCAACAGUUUACAAGAUGUUAUUCAAAAUCUACAGAAAGAACAUAAUAUCAGAGUUUCUGGGGUGCUUCUCAAGGAAAUAUUUUACGGCAUUGUACUAAGAGAACAAGCGAAAAAUCUGACAUCAUGUUUCCAAGAAUAUCUUGAAAAGCAUGAACAACAAAUAAUCAGAAAAAUGUCUGAGCAUAUUGGGACACAAAAGGAGAAGCCAGGUCCCGCAGAAGAUUAUUUUGGCAGUGGAGGAAUAUUCAGUAUAUCCGUGUACUGUAUGAUCGCUGUGCUGGUCACGUUCUGUGUCUGUGGCGCUAUCUGGGAGUUGCAUAAAAUGCGAAAUUUAGCUUUAAUGAAUGAGGAAAGAAACGUUGACGAGUACAGUGGUCAAGACUCAUCGAAGAGUGGUCGGCUUGCACUCGGCACAAUUAGUACAUCCAUCGAGGCCUUCCCGAGCGACUGUCAAUGCAAUAUGAAGGAUCCGUUUGAGUCGGUAGAUCUUUACUCCAGGCAAUCUGACGUUUAGAGGCAUCGCUUUAGAACAGCAACUUAAAGUCAUGAGGGGGUACGAUUGACUUUGGGGAGAUAAUAUGGGAUAUAGGAGGCGCAAGUUUACCCUUCAAGAUUGACGGAUUGCACUACCCUUCUCUUCUGGAGGUCUGAGGGGAGAAACUCUGAGAAAAAACGAGUUGGGAAAACAGGCUGGAUCCUAUGUAUGAACCCAAUGCUAGAACUCGUUUAAAAUCAGCUAAAAUCGCAUGCUCGUGAUCAUCAGAUGAAAAUAUCU
Molecule: messenger RNA, 3383 nt
Organism: Dendronephthya gigantea
Lineage: Eukaryota; Metazoa; Cnidaria; Anthozoa; Malacalcyonacea; Nephtheidae
Exons: 9
Coding region: 1677-3122 (481 amino acids)
Biological process (GO): potassium ion transmembrane transport
Cellular component (GO): voltage-gated potassium channel complex
Molecular function (GO): delayed rectifier potassium channel activity
Source: RefSeq, a predicted model, not a curated record